AUGAAUUCUCCAACUUCACGAAGCGUUUGGUCUGUACAUGGACCUCAAAAUUCGCGGGGAAACUUCGGAGCUAGUACCAAUCCAAAUACUCGUAAUUCUCGAAGGAGUGAUGGAGGCCGAGGGGGUUCUACUCCUACUGCUAGAAUACAAGAUUCGACGACUCAGAGAUGGACUUCAACAGCAGAUGAUCAGGCCUAUACGUGGGAUUGGAACUUUCCUGCUCAAGGUGACCAAACCGAGACCAAUUCCAAUACAUCUUCAUACCCUCAUCCAGAUUUAUCACUGCCCAAUCCAAAUCUAAAUCUCGAUUUCCGUAUGUCAGUUUCCCUAAAUCCUCGAAUUUCCGUUGGCCAAACACCAUUUGGACAUCGAAAUUGGAUAUCAUUUACAGGUGGUGUGUGGUCUGGAUCAUGGGGGUCAGGAAUCGUAUUACCUGGAGGUCAAGAUAGCCAACUGAUAAUACCGGACGGAUCAGCCCGUCUAGAAACGAAUUAUCUACUCCGAACUCAUGAUGAUCCUCCAGCACAUAUUGCGAUCAAAACGCAUGGUUGGAGAACGGGUCCACCUGAAGUAUUAGCUCAGCUAGCGGACCCUGCGUUAGCUGAUCAAGUUGACCCGAAUAGUUAUAAAUUUAGGUUAUUUAUCGAGAUGGAGACAGGUGAUGAGAGAUAUUGUUCAAAGGUCAAUUGUGGAAUGUGGGUGGGUAGUGGAAUGAGAAAGGGGGCGGAGGUUAUUUAUGAUGCAUAUCGAGUAUCAUAA
Botrytis deweyae is the source of this 759-nucleotide messenger RNA. RefSeq lists its product as uncharacterized. Lineage: Eukaryota; Fungi; Ascomycota; Leotiomycetes; Helotiales; Sclerotiniaceae. The coding region runs from base 1 to 759 and encodes 252 amino acids. The record is from RefSeq and is a predicted model, not a curated record. The transcript has 4 exons.